AUGAAGAAAUAAUCGAUUUUUUAUUUAUAUUUAUCAUCAUCAUUGCAACACAUCUUAUAUUACAUCUUUGAAGGACGAAAUCAACUUGUUGUUUGCAACACACACACACAAAACAACGAUCAAGUCACGAUUUUACAUCAUUUAAAAGAGAGAUAAAAUUGAUUUAUUUUUUAUUUUCUUAAAAAACCAUUCAUUCAAUAAAAUGGCUACAAAUUCAAGAAUUGUUUCAAUUGAUGUGAUGAAAUCAUUCAUCAGUAAUAUAAUGGCUAAACUUGAUGUCAAUCCAUCACAUGCACAAUGUUUGGCCGAAGUUCUGGUUACCGGUGAUUAUCGUGGCCAUUUUAGCCAUGGUCUUAAUCGUAUCGAGCUUUAUAUAAAAGAUAUACAACAAGGUUCAUGUCGAAAAGAUGGAAUGCCAACGAUUCUAAAAGAAACCGUCGCUACAGCUUGGAUAGAUGGAAAUGCAUUACUUGGUCCUGUUGUUGGUAAAUUCUGUAUGGAAUUAGCUAUUAAAAAAGCUAAAGAAUGCGGUAUUGGUUGGGUGGUGGCUAAAGGUAGUAAUCAUUUCGGUAUCGCUGGCUAUUAUAGUAUGAUGGCACUUCCACAUAAAUUAUUGGGAAUGUCAUUCACAAAUGCAUCGCCAUUAUUGGCACCGACACGAAGUAAAGAACCAUUUUUUGGUACAAAUCCAAUCUCUGUCAGUGCUCCAAGUAGUUCAAAAAAUGAUGAUUUUGUUUUGGAUAUGGCCACAUCGGUUGUUGCUCUUGGAAAAGUUGAAAUAGCACAUCGGAAAGAGGAAAAAAUACCAAAUGGUUGGGCUAUAGAUAAGGAUGGAAAAACAAUCGAUGAUCCAGCUAAUUAUCAUGCAUUAUUACCAUUGGGUGGACCAGAAAAUUCUAGUGGUUACAAAGGCUAUGGACUAGCAGCAUUAGUCGAAAUAUUCACCUCUAUCCUUGGUGGUUCAUCCGUUGCUCCAAACGUUCGAAAUUGGACAGCUAAUCAUGUUGAAGCAGAUUUGGGCCAAUGUUUUGUUGCCAUAAAUCCGGAUUGUUUUGCACCUGGAUUCGAUAAUCGUAUGACUGAAUUGGCGAAUAAUUUACGAUCACAAAAACCAGCUGAUCCCGAUAAUCCGGUUUUAAUUCAUGGUGAUCCAGAACGUAAACAUAUGCAAAAAUGUGACCAUCAAGGUGGUAUUGAAUAUCAUAUCAAUCAAAUUAAAAUGGCUAAUAAAUUGGCUCAACAAUUUGAAAUUGAACCAUUGAAAACGAUCGAUACCGAUUGAUAUAAUUAAUUGAAUUUUUAAAGAAAAUUUACAAAACUUUUAAUAUCAAUUCUUUCACAUUUAAUAUUUGCAUUCGUCACAUCUCUACUAAUAUCAUGGCCUAAUUUAGCUUUUGAAUCAAUAUCUAACAUUUGAAUAAAUUUUUUGUUACGAAGAAUAAAAUGUGGAAACAAUUUUUCAUUCUGUAA
Molecule: messenger RNA, 1470 nt
Organism: Dermatophagoides farinae (American house dust mite)
Lineage: Eukaryota; Metazoa; Arthropoda; Arachnida; Sarcoptiformes; Pyroglyphidae
Product: putative oxidoreductase YjmC
Molecular function (GO): oxidoreductase activity
Source: RefSeq, a predicted model, not a curated record